GAAAAUGUGAAAAAGACACGGAUCUCAUCGGAUUGUACCAGAAUUUGAGUAACGUCUGUAUUAGAUCUAGAAUCUAGAUAAGAUAAGAUUCGGUCAAGAUUCAACACAAAAAAAAAGUAAAAAGCUGAAAGCCUUUGUAAAGAAUGAGGAGACCUUCAAACUGAACUGAUGACAGCAAAUGAAAGCCUUGUAUACAUCUUAGUUGCAGUAGAUAAUGUGAGAAUAGUGCUAUCAGCUAGAUCCAUAUAUUCUUGUUGACUUGGGGAAGUUCUUUGUUCGAAACAUCAACAUGGGGAAAGAUGAUGAGAGAAGAAGUUCUCAGAAAAUGUCUGGGGCUUCUAAAGAGGAUCUAGUGCAGGAGCACGUUGAGCUGGUGAAGAGAGAGCAAGAUCUCAAUCAGAAGUUUCAAGAAAUCAAAGGCAUUUUCCAAAAACUGGAAGAAACCUAUCAGACAUCUAAAGGAACAUUUUCAAUACAGAGGUAUGGUCAGCUUAAAAGUAUGAUUAAAGAGGCUACCAGUGACAGCAACAUUCAGAGUAUACAGCAAUCCAUUCAGGCUGGCCAAGGAGCUCAAUCCAGUGUUGCUGGCUUGUUAAGCAAAGCCAAAGAGUUCUCCUGUGAUUCCCAAGGAAAAGCUCAGACAGCAGCUAAACCUGCUAGUAAAUCUAGUUUCUUAAAGAAAUUGAAAAAUUUGACUGGAUUCUCAGAUGAUCCUAUCAGAGAUGAAGAUGUCAUGUCAGAAGCUGAUCUGGUCAGGGAUAAUGGCAGGAAACAGCGCUCUAUACAGAUGGUUUCAGGCCAGUUAUCUAAAGCCCUUACCAAGCUAGAGAAAUUAAAGCAAGAUUACGAGCGCUCGAAAUCUCACGCACCACCAAAGCGAUAUGUUGACUUGAAGGACAUGAUCAAAACAGCAGUGGCUGAAAAGUUGUGAUAUGUUUGAGGCUGAACCCUGGCAUUCAAGUAUGAUUUUUAAAAAACUAUUACAUAUAGUGGCGUCUUAAAAAAUAUUUGGUACUCACAAGUAUAAAGUAUGCAUGCAAUAAUGAUAUAAAGCAAUAUUAUAAAGUAUAUGACUUAUAUUGAUUGUAUACCUGCUGUUGUAAAUAGUUUAAUAUAGCUCAGUAAACAAUGAAAAAUGAUUAUGACUAAGAUUAGAUCAUGCUGUCAUUUGAUUUUAAUCUCUCUGUGGAAUUAUCUGUUUUAACAAAAUGAGUUUAAGGUAUGUAUCUUGACCAAACAUCAGUCAUAGUUAUAAUGAUAUAAGCUCAUGAUUUACUUUGUCAAGUUACUUUCAGACUCUGUCAUGUACAUUAGACAUUCUUUUUAUUUUACUUUGGAUUCUAGUAACAAAAUAUUGCACCCGGGAGAAUUUUUGUUAUACCUUCUGUGAUGCAUUAUAGCUACCAACUUCAUUGUGAUGUACAUUAGCUUUCUGUAGGUCACUUUAAUGAUAAACAAUGGAUACUGUUUUCUCGUUCUUUAUGUCCUCAUGGUUUAGUAUAUUAGGUUUCAGUAUAAAUAAAUGUGGGAAGCGUGGCAGAGAGGCCAAGUACGCUUGAACUUGGCUUGACUUGGCUACCUAUGAAUGGGGACUUGAGGUUUGACACCCGACUCGAGUAGAGUUGUGUUUACUGAGCGCCUAAUGGCAGCACGGAAAAUCUUCUCCCAGAUACCCCCUCCCCCCCCACUGGUCCACAAAUGAGAUUGGACCAUAGCACUCUGAGCAUGUUAUAAGCAUGAAAGUAGCGCUAUAUAAAAGCUAUAAUUUAAUUGGUCUAGUUUAUUCCACAUCUGAUCUCUGGUUAUUAAUGUAGUUUUAUUUAUUUUCUUUAUUAUUGGACACACCAUAGCUAUUUUUAGCUAAUGUAUUUAAAUUUAGAAUUUGAUUUUUACAAAACAAUUUUAUUGUCAUUUAUUUAUUUCUCAAUGUUGUGAAUAUUGUGCAUACAUUUUAAAAAGAUAUUUUUUCAUUACUUUCUGCAUGACUGUUAUGGGGCCUGAAUGUUGACUACUUGGUCAAGUCUCUGUUAUCCACAUUGCUGAGCUGGGACUUUGACUUGGAGAUUAUUGAUUGACUUUUUUUUUUUAUCAUCUGUUACUAUAACAUCUGUUGUCAAGUUUAUGUUGAGAUAAACUCAUUGAUAUCUUUACCCUUCAAGGUUUGAUCUUUUUACUUUGUGCGUGUCAUUGACUUGUGAGUGCAUUGAUUAGGAUUUGUGUUAAUUUUUUGUUUUCUCACAGUUUUUGUUCAGGGUUUUUUUUUAAAUGUGCCUAUAACAAUGUUAUAUUUAUAACUAUAUUUGUUUUUAUGGAAACCUAAGCUGGCACACAGAUAUGCUGCAUAUUGUUAUGAUAGCAGUUACCUCUAGACUCUUCCUAUUUCUUGCUAAUUACCUAUGCAUAAUUUAUUUUUUAUUCUGUUGAGUCUCGCAAAAGGUGGCCAUUGUUCAAGCAUUGAAAUUGUGUCUGUAUAUGUUAUGUAAUAAGAUGCAUGAACAUGUUUAUUGGAAGGCUGCCUUGUUUUUCCCAUGCUUGUGGGUUUGAACCCAUAUUGUUUACAUAGGCUACAAUAAACAAAUUAUUAAUAAAAUGAUUUUGCCUUGUACACACACACACAUGCUUGUACAGUACAAUCUUUGCUGUAGUUUCAACUCCUUGUAAAUUUUCUUUCAAUUUUUUUUAAUGCAAAUGUUUUCAAGACUAAGAUUGCUUUGAUACUUGUAAGAAAUGUGGUGUGGUUAAAAGGACUCUUUCUUUUUUCCCGAAUCAUUAACAGCAGCACUGGAAAAAAAAAACAGGCAGAAAGCACAGAGAAGUUCAUAGAGUGACUACCCACAGCAGACGUCUCCAUCUUUUCAAAAGGGAAUAAAGUUUUUCUCAAUGUGCUGAAAUGAAGAUCCUGAUUAUCUAGACAAGCGAUCUUUCAUCUAUUAUAGUGUGUAAAUUGUCACCAUUUCAGUCUUCCAAAUAACAAAGUUAGUUUUGGUUCUAAACUUGGUUCACUUGAUCUGAAUUAUUCAAUCAUUCAUCUAAAAGCUGAACUCUCACUUCUUGUUAAAUUGGUUUUCUUUUUACUAUUUCUUCUGUAAAGUAUUCACAUACUGUAACAUGUCUGAUUCACAUACUGUAACAUGUCUGAUUCACACACUGUAACAUGUCUGAUUCACACACUGUAACAUGUCUGAUUCACACACUGUAACAUGUCUGAUUCACACACUGUAACAUGUCUGAUUCACACACUGUAACAUGUCUGAUUCACACACUGUAACAUGUCUGAUUCACACACUGUAACAUGUCUGAUUCACACACUGUAACAUGUCUGAUUCACACACUGUAACAUGUCUGAUUCACACACUGUAACAUGUCUGAUUCACACACUGUAACAUGUCUGAUUCACACACUGUAACAUGUCUGAUUCACACACUGUAACAUGUCUGAUUCACACUCUGUAACAUGUCUGAUUCACACACUGUAACAUGUCUGAUUCACACACUGUAACAUGUCUGAUUCACACACUGUAACAUGUCUGAUUCACACACUGUAACAUGUCUGAUAAAAGAAGUGCUAGCCAACAGGAUUUUAUAAACUCAUCUGCAUGUCCUGACUUUUGGUCCACCACAUUAAUGAAGUUCAAUUUUGAUACCACACAGCAUCAUGUAACAUGUCUGAUUCACACACUGUAACAUGUCUGAUUCACACACUGUAACAUGUCUGAUAAAAGAAGUGCUAGCCAACAGGAUUUUAUAAACUCAUCUGCAUGUCCUGACUUUUGGUCCACCACAUUAAUGAAGUUCAAUUUUGAUACCACACAGCAUCUUGCAGCUCAUUUGUUUAUGAGAUUCAAUCUGAAAACGAACAGCAGUGAAAUUGGAUUCCUUUUUUCUGCCCAUUUUCCAUUUUCAAAGAUUUUAGAAAUUCAUCAAUAUCUGGUCUGCUAUCUUAUCUUAUUGAUAGACUACCACAGGACUGCUUUCUUGUGUGUAGGAGAUAUCCAGUAUAUUUUUAACAUUUUCUGGUAGUUUUAGUAAAAAUGACAUUAUAUUUUCAGCUCUACACCUAUUUAUGAUAUAAUCAUUUUGUUUCUGAAACACAGUCUAAUUAAAUUUAAGUAGAGAUGGCUGUCCCUUGUGAUACAAAGCUGAUGGAUUCGAACACUGUUGUCUAUGUGCCUUAAUGCUGUGUACUAUGUUACAUCACUGGAACAGAAAUGUUCAUUACACUAUUGUGUACCAGAUGAAACUCAUUGUUUAUCUUUGUUUUGUUUUUUUGACUGUAUUAAAUCUGCUGACAUUUAUUUGGUCCACACAGUGAAGCAGCAAGCUUUGAGACGUGUAUGAUUUGUGCUUAAUAAUUAAACCACAGGGCAUGGUUGUGUUAGUAUUUAUGACAACUUGUUAUAAAAUAUAUUUUAUUGUAGUAACUCAUACAGGAAUUACUAUCAUAUCUUUUUGUGUUUAUUUGUUGAAAAAUGUAAAUAUCUUUUUCAAAUUAAUUUUGUAUGUUUUUUUUUUAAUCAUUUUCUAGGGGGAAAAAAGUAAGUGUAGAACUAUUAGGUCUCCUAACUUCAAACUUUGAUGAAAUAUUUCGUUUCAACAAUCUAUGAUUUUAAUAAGUGAGUUUAAAAAUCGAAAAAAAAAUAUUGCCAGUCUUUUUGGUACUUUUAUUUCCAAUACCUCCCCCCUCCUCCCCUUUUUUUAAUAUUUUUUUUUUGCUAUUGCUGAGAUGUUCGUGUUUCAAAGUUGAGUUGUGUUGGACCUUGACCUUGUCAACUGCUUCACUGAGGCCUGGCAUCAUUUCUAAUGUAUGAUCAUCAAUGGAGGGGCUCGUACUAAUGUAUCACCCUUCAUACAAUAAUGAACAAAUAUGUCACUGUUAUUUGUUUUUUAAUUUUCUUUCUAUGUACUUACCACUACCUUAAGGGGAGGUAAUUGAGGUCUAUAAUUUUGUCUCCUUGUUACUGGUUAUUACAGAGUUGUCGUGUUCAAAUGACGUGCCUUUUUUUUUCCCCUUUUCAUUUCCACUAGCAAAUAUUUUUUUGUUUCGGUGCUAAAUGUAGAAUUGUAUAUUUGAUAAUAAAUAAUUUGAUUGAA
This is a messenger RNA of Biomphalaria glabrata, 5090 nucleotides long. RefSeq lists its product as uncharacterized. The record is from RefSeq and is a predicted model, not a curated record. Bases 290 to 931 code for a protein of 213 amino acids. The transcript is spliced from 6 exons. Lineage: Eukaryota; Metazoa; Mollusca; Gastropoda; Planorbidae.